AUGACAAAAGAUCAAUUAAAGUGCCUCAUCUUUUUGAAAGUCCUGCUGUCACCUUGUGAUUCUGAAACCAGAGCUCGUCUGCUCUCCAAAAUUGAACAGGACUUAGACUGCACUCUGCAGACGUUGACGGCCGAGUGUCAGCGACUCAAGAAUCCUAUGCACGAUUCCGUGAUCGUGGAGCAACCCAGUUCCUCGUUUGUCGUGACCAACUUCCAUGCUGUCACUCGCACGAGGUCGAUGUCACCGCAGACGCCCCAAAACUCCACAUUCAGAAAACCUCCAUCAGCAUGUUGGCAGUGCGGUAAUUAUCAUUUCUUUCGCGUCUGUCCAUUCACGAAGCACUUAUGUCAGAAAUUCCACAAGCCAGGGUAUAAGGAAGAUUACUGCUCCACGGGCCAACCACCAAAAUCAAGUACAGGCGACAGGAAGAAGACACGUUCCAAACGCCCUUCAUCGGUUUCCGGUCUCAAGUCUCACAGAAUCCUAGUCAGAUUCCAAACUCAAUUCGAGGCGCGGAGGAAGCCUCUUACUACCAAUGGCAAACUUGUACGCCUCCAGUUUGACACAGCGUCAGACAUCAGCCUCACAGCAGCGCACUUAGCAGAUAAUUGUACGGCCUCCAAUAAUUACAUCGGACAAAAAGGCUAUGCAUUUUUCUGGCGGAUUCCUCUGGCUGAUGGGUGA
Dibothriocephalus latus is the source of this 684-nucleotide messenger RNA. Lineage: Eukaryota; Metazoa; Platyhelminthes; Cestoda; Diphyllobothriidea; Diphyllobothriidae. The record is from the annotation of a GenBank genome assembly.